Messenger RNA from Ilex paraguariensis (yerba mate), 1226 nucleotides. The record is from the annotation of a GenBank genome assembly. Lineage: Eukaryota; Viridiplantae; Streptophyta; Magnoliopsida; Aquifoliales; Aquifoliaceae.
UGCAGGUUGCUAGGGGUCAAAUCGAGCAUUCGAUAAAUAUGAGGCAGAGACUGACAGCACAACCUCUUCCAACUACUACUAACCCAUCAAUGGAAUCCACGAGGGCAGUUGAAUUCAACCUGUCUUCAGUUCAACUUACCAGCACUCCUCUGCCUGCAGCGUCCCAACCUGUGAUUUCUCUUGCAACUUCGAAAACUACUGAAGAGGAUUAUAAGAAGGCAGCAGCAGCUGCAGUUGCUGCUAAGCUUGCUGCUUCUACUUCCUCUGCGCAGAUGCUUACCUCUGUUCUGUCAUCCCUUGUCGCAGAAGAGGCAGCCUCUCUGAGUGGUGGCUUGAAAUCAACUGGAUUCACUGCUGGUUUACCAAUGUUUUCCCCAGAAAAAAGGCCCAAACUUGACAAACAGAUGCCUGUUUCCGAUGUUAAUAGUUCUGAGCUGGGUAAUUCACCCUAUUAUAGUUCUGCACAACAGCAACCAAUGACAAAUAUGCCACUUGCACCACCUACAAGUAUGCAACCCAUUCCCCAAGCCAACCAGAUACAAGCACCAUUUCCACCACCACCCCCUCCACCACCUAUACCUACUGCAAAUUCCCCAGUAAAUCAAUUUGUCCAAUCUGCUGGUUUGAUGAUGGGGGUUAUGCCCUAUGGAUAUGGUGCUAACAACCUCCCGCCUCCACCUCCACUGUCUUCCCAUAUGGCAAUGGGAUUAGCGAGGCCAGUACCUCAGCCACCUCCGCAGCCACUGUCUCAGCAGCAGCAGCAGCAACCACCUGCCAACAGUGGUUAUUACCGUCCUCCAGGUAUAGGAUUCUAUGGGCAAAGCCAUCAGCCUACACCACCACCUGUACCUCGGCAGUAGCUUGGAAGUAUUGGGCUCUGUAUUAUUUUGUAUAUUAAUAGGCUUGUUGUCUAGACAUAGAAAUUCUUUUUGGCUAUUUAUGAUCUUUUAUCUUUACCUAGAGUUCUUUUGAUAGACACGCUUCUUCUGCACCUCAUUUCCCUUUUUCUUGUGGCGCUUUGCUGCCAUAAGGUAGCACUCAACAGGUUAAUCUUAACAUACAUGUACAAGUAACUUUUGGCAUCGUUACCUGCACAAAUACCAGUGAGUGUUAACUGAGUAAAAUACCCCCAAUGAAGUUACCUGAUGUGUGCCCGUGCAGGAAAAUGUACAGUUUCUUUGAUAAAAUGCUUCUAAUGUGAACUUUGAAACUUGCGGCAUUUGGUA